GAGGUGGUCUAUGCUGACAACAAACCAUUCUUAGCCAAUUCCAAUAUGGUGGAAGCAUGGUACUAUGAUGAAGACGUAGGAACCAUCCGUUUCUUCGGCAUGGAUAGACAAGGAAGACCUCGCGGAAUCACUGCUUGCAACAAGCCUACCUUGGCUAAAUAUGUGGUUGACGAGGUAUGCAAUGAACUUUUGCGGCCCACUGCCAUUAUUCCAUAUAGGCCGCAAGAGGAGCUCAAAAUUGAGGAAAAUACAGAAGCAAAUCUGUCGGAGGUGGUACAUGAAGGUGAGGAAGACAUCCAUACCGACGGAGUCAGAAUGGAGGAGUUAGAUCUGGCCCCUGCAAAGCUGGAUGACCUCAGGGCUGAUGUACAAGAUCCAUUGAAGGAAGUUAAUCUGGGAACGGAGGCAGAGCCACGCAUUACUUUUGUCAGUGGCUUGCUGCCGCCAGAGAUGCGAGAUAAAAUAAUCUGUUUACUACAUGAAUUCAAAGACUACUUUGCCUGGGAUUAUUCUGAGAUGCCAGGUUUAGACCGAGAGUUGGUAGAGCAUAGACUACCAAUCAACAAAGGAUAUAAGCCGUACAAACAGCCGCCACGCCGUAUGUCUCCAGAAGUGAUUUUGAAGGUGAAGGAAGAAGUGGAGCGGCUGCAUAAAGUUGGUUUUAUACGAACAGCCAGGUACUCAGAAUGGUUGUCUAAUAUUGUUCCAGUACUGAAGAAGAAUGGAAAGCUCAGAGUCUGCAUUGAUUUUCGGAACUUAAAUCUAGCCACGCCAAAGGAUGAAUACCUCAUGCCAGUAGCGGAUUUACUUGUUGAUGGGGUUGCACGUCAUCGCAUUUUAUCUUUUAUGGAUGGGCAUAGUGGCUAUAAUCAGAUCUUUAUUGCAGAGGAAGACAUAAGAGCUACAUAUCAGCGGGCCAUGAAUGCAAUUUUCCAUGAUAUGAUUGGCCGCUUCAUGGAGAUUUAUAUCGAUGAUGUUGUUGUUAAAUCCAUGGAGGAUAAAGAACAUUUGGAGCACUUGAGGAAAGCUUUUGAAAGAAUGCGACAGCAUGGUCAUUCUUUCAUAAUAGUUGCUACAGACUACUUUACUAAGUGGGUGGAGGCAAGGCCUAUGAAGAAGGUUGAGCAAGGAGAUGUCAUCAAGUUCAUAAAAGAGGAUCUGAUCCAAAGGUUUGGUCUUCCAGAGACUAUCACUUCUGAUCAAGGUACUGCUUUUGUUGGAUCUCAAGUAAAGGCCUUUGCAAAAGACAUGGGAUUUCAUUUGCUUAAUUCAACUCCGCAUUAUGCACAAGCAAAUGGUCAAGCAGAGGCAUCUAAUAAGAUUAUCAUCAACAUCCUAGAGAAAAUGGUUGAUGAUAAUCCCAGGAGAUGGCAUGAGCUUCUUUCAGAUACUCUCUGGGCAUACAGAACUUCACAACGGAGUUCAACUAAGGUGACUCCAUUCUCACUUACUUAUGGUCAUGAUGCUGUCUUGCCUAUGGAAUUAACAGCAAGGUCUCUGCGGAUUGCAAUUCAAAAUGGCUUGAAUUCUGGGGAAUACAAUGAGGCCAUGAUCAUGGAGUUGGAAGACCUUGAGGAAGCAAGGCUGACAGCAUUGGAUGUGAUGAAGGCCCAGAAGCUUAAAGUGGCACGAGCUUACAACAAAAGGGUUAAGCAAAAGAAUCUAGCUGAAGGAACCUUGGUUUGGAAGGCUAUGCUGCCACUUGGCAAGAAGGAUCCUAGAUAUGGUAAAUGGUCUCCUAAUUGGGAAGGACCAUUCCAAAUUCAUAAAGUUCUUAAAGGGGGUGCUUAUUGGUUAAAGUCUUUGAAUGGGGAGUUGCAUCCGUGCAAGAUCAAUGGCAUCUACUUGAAACCAUAUUAUCCGACUGUGUGGGAGGCAAAGGAUAGUUCUGCCUCCACGUCUGCAUGAUCCAGCCUCACUCUUUGCAGCCAAAGCUUCACGUCCUUCUUCUUUGAGCUCAACUAGUAAUUUGCUUCUUUCGGCUUUAAGGGAUUUGAGGCUUCUUCCUUGUUGUAAUCCUCGAGCAGGAAAUUGGCUGGCCAUGGCUGCAAUGGCUUGACAAAGACAAUGCAAAAACUAGAAAAACAGAAAGAGAGAAAUGGCUGCAAAUCUGUGAUGAUGGUUAUCGGAGGAGUGGCUGUGUUUUAUAAUGAAUUGCAGUCGAUCAU
This is a messenger RNA of Rubroshorea leprosula, 2168 nucleotides long. NCBI's taxonomy places the organism in Eukaryota, Viridiplantae, Streptophyta, Magnoliopsida, Malvales, Dipterocarpaceae. The record is from the annotation of a GenBank genome assembly.